Vicia faba (fava bean) is the source of this 690-nucleotide messenger RNA. The record is from the annotation of a GenBank genome assembly. NCBI's taxonomy places the organism in Eukaryota, Viridiplantae, Streptophyta, Magnoliopsida, Fabales, Fabaceae.
AUGUUGAAGUUCAAUCCAUGCAGCAACAGAACCCUAAUCUAUCUCAGAUCCUUAACUUCCCCACAACCAUCACCAUUCUCCCUGCAUUUCUCCACCAACACUUCCGAUUCAACCCCAUUCGAAGUUUCCUACCUCAUCCACAAUUUCGAUUUCUACCCACAAUCUGCUUCCAAACUCUGCUCCACCUACCGUCUCGGUUUCAAAACCACCCAAAACCCUGACUCCGUUCUCAACUUCUUCAGAAACCACAAUUUCUCUAAUUCCCAAUUACGCAACAUGAUUGCCAAGGCACCGUGGCUACUUUCCUGCAACCUCUCCAAAAGGUUAUCGCCAAAGUUUGAAUUUUUUCUCUCCAAAGCUCACAAUCCGUCUUUCUUUGGAGACAGCAAUGUGCCACAAAAUAUCAGAAUGCUCAUUGAGAAUGGAGUAGCUGAUGCAAACAUUGCGAGAAUUCUUCGGAUCAGGACUCGGACAUUCCAGGUGCGUGACAUGGUGAGUUUAUUGGAGGAAUUAAAGGGUUUGGGGUUUAAUCCUUCGAAAACAACUUUUGGUGUAGCUAUGAUUGCGAAAACAUCGGUAACCAAAACCACGUGGAAGGAGAAAGUUGAUGCCUUUAACAAUUUGGGUUGGUCUCAUGAAAAUGUCAUUCAAGCAUUUAAAAGGCAACCUCCUGUAUACUUCCAUCCGUAA